AUGAUGUUUCAGUUUGGCAAGUUGCAAUCGACCGUCAUGACUUCCGCGCAAAGAAACAGCAGUCAGGACGGUGCUCAAUACCCACCCGGAGGAAUCCUCCUCAUCUGUACCUACCCCGAAGAGCAUGGGAUAUGUGACCAUGUGAACAACAUUGUAGCUAUCCAUGAGCACUUUGCAGCUCACACAAAGUGCUUCCGUUUUGUGUGCCAAUGCGGGAAACAGUUUGCGGAGCAAGUCUCUGUCUGUGACCAUCGAAGACAGUGCGCCAUAUUUGAUUGUAGUUCUUUGACCACUACAGAAACCCAGGAGGAAAACCAUCGAUCGGAGCAGAUCAAAUAUAUUAAAAAUUAUGUGCCACCGAAGAUCCAGCUCCUAAAAUUUCGGUUGGUUCUCCCCCGGAACCAACACCAACAGACAGAUUUCACAAGAGGAGAACUGGAAGGCCAGAACCUGGAUAUCCCCAUUCACAAUGAAGAGAAGGGUAUUCAGAACCAAGAUCUUAAAAUUCAAGACACAAUGAGAGAAGACCAGAAAGAAGCCGUGAGUAUUGAAGGAGAAGAUGAAUAUGCAUCUGAUGGAAAAUACCAGAAUUCUGGUCACAUCUCUGGCGAUAGCUCGAAUCAAUUUGACCCCAUCCUAGACGCUUCACAGACCAGCUACACUCAGGGACACCAAGCUCCAACGUUUUCCAGCCUGAACCCACAGGAUCCAAUUGAAAAUCCUGACAAUUUCCAUUAUAUUGAUUCGGAUGAAUAUGAAAUCUUUGGAAGACCUGUAUCCCCAAACGAUGUGGAUGUGGCGGGUACCAAUACCGAAAACCACGAUCCAAGUCUCAAUGAUCAGCACAGGGCUUCAGAGGAGUUGGAGGAAUCGCAAGCGAUCUAUGAGGACAUGGACCUCCAAGAUGAGGCCGAGGAGCCAACAUAUGGGGAUCCUAGGUUCAACGAAAUUGUUGAUUAUUUCCCAUCCACCCAGCCGAGACGCAUUUGA
Molecule: messenger RNA, 990 nt
Organism: Caenorhabditis briggsae
Lineage: Eukaryota; Metazoa; Nematoda; Chromadorea; Rhabditida; Rhabditidae
Exons: 4
Coding region: 1-990 (329 amino acids)
Source: RefSeq, a predicted model, not a curated record